Molecule: messenger RNA, 870 nt
Organism: Solanum verrucosum
Lineage: Eukaryota; Viridiplantae; Streptophyta; Magnoliopsida; Solanales; Solanaceae
Product: ethylene-responsive transcription factor ERF114-like
Exons: 3
Coding region: 1-870 (289 amino acids)
Biological process (GO): regulation of DNA-templated transcription; ethylene-activated signaling pathway
Molecular function (GO): DNA-binding transcription factor activity; DNA binding
Source: RefSeq, a predicted model, not a curated record
AUGGAUCGAACUAGACAUGGGAAGAGGCCCUAUGAAUCGGAGGAGAAAGAAGAUACGAAUAAUAAUCAAAUGUAUUCAUCAGCUCGAUCUCAACAUGAUAUGUCUACUAUGGUUUCUGUCCUCUCUCAAGUUAUUGGCAACAAAAGUACGACCAACACAAAUUCUUCUUCUUCCUCCUCCGCACAUCAUAAGCAAUUAUUAACCCUAAAUCAUCGGUCUAGUACUACUGCAGCUACGCAAAACCAAUUACCUCAGCUCAAUCAACAACAAGGGAAUAAUGAAAGGAGAAGAAGACAGUACAGAGGUGUGAGGCAAAGACCUUGGGGUAAAUGGGCGGCCGAAAUCCGUGACCCGGAAAAAGCUGCUCGAGUAUGGUUGGGUACUUUUCACACUGCGGAAGAUGCUGCAAUUGCAUAUGAUGAAGCUGCACUUAAGUUUAAAGGAAACAAAGCUAAACUCAACUUUCCAGAACGGGUUCAAUCCGCAACUGAUCAAUUUGGGACAUCAUACCUAAUUACUACUACUAAUCAAUUUCCAGCCAAUAAAUUUCUCCCAAAUUUUGAUCAAUUACAACAUCACUACGCUCCCGCAGGUGGAAGUAAUCAUAAUGCUGAUGAUUUGAACUUUGGCGUCUCGCCGAGUUCUUAUCACCCUACAGCAGGGUUCAAUCCUAAAGCACUGAAUUUUGUGGAACCUUUGAAAUCAUCAUCGAUGACAUAUUUGGUACAACAAGCAUCUCAUGACGUACAACAAGAACCAACGUAUAUUAAUCACCAGCAAGAAGAUGAAAACAAUCCGAGAUUUUCAUCUUAUUUUGGCACUUGUUCAAGCUCAGCGCCUACUUUGGGGGAGUUUGAAGAUCGAAAAUAA